Gamsiella multidivaricata is the source of this 407-nucleotide messenger RNA. RefSeq lists its product as uncharacterized. The transcript has 2 exons. Lineage: Eukaryota; Fungi; Mortierellomycota; Mortierellomycetes; Mortierellales; Mortierellaceae. Gene Ontology annotation, biological process: proton motive force-driven ATP synthesis. The record is from RefSeq and is a predicted model, not a curated record. The coding region runs from base 42 to 254 and encodes 70 amino acids.
UUUCUCUUCUCUGUCCUCAAUCGAAACAAGCAUCAUUCACCAUGGGAGCUGAAUACAUCAUCUUUGGCCGUGCCAUCCCCACCUACAAGUUGGCUAUUGCCACUUACGCCCUCGUAAGCGCCCCAGUUAUUGCUAUGCAGAUGGGCAAGAAAGAGGCUUCCGGUAAUGCCAUCAAAGCGGCUUCCCAAGACGAGGAGGACUUCAUCCGUGAGUUCGUCAAGGCCGCUGAGGAGGACCAACCCAAGAACGUUUAAACAUGGACGCUUGACAUGUCGUCCUCACACGGAAAAAACAACGAAAUAGAGCACAAAUAAACCUUCUGCACUAUCGAUAGACACAUGUGUCCGUUCAUUUAUUGUGCACAACGCUUGCUUGCCCGAACCCACAUUUCAUGCAAAAAUGACUAG